AUGGGAGUUCUCGAAGUAGCACAACUUGCGCAGGAGACGUACAAUUCGAAUGUUCUUCAACUGCUCAUCGAUAAUCUGACGAAACUGGACUUCGAGGCCAAGAAAGAUGUGGCACAGAUUUUCAACAAUCUUUUGAGACGGCAAAUUGGUACUCGUUCACCGACAGUUGAAUAUGUGCAUUCGCGACCGCAAAUGCUCGACGCACUCGUCAGAGGGUAUGAGUCGCAAGACAUUGCUGUUACAUGUGGGAGCAUGCUACGAGAAUGCAUAAGACAUGAAAAUCUCGCAAAAUUAGUUCUCAGAAGUUCGAGUUUUUACAAUUUCUUCAGUUAUGUUGAGUUGUCUACAUUUGAUAUUGCAUCGGAUGCUUUCUCAACAUUCAAAGAAUUAAUUACAAGACACAAGGCACUUUGCGCCGAUUUCCUUGAGAGCAACUACGAGAGCUUUUUUGAGUAUUAUGAAAAAUUGCUUCAUUCGGAGAAUUAUGUGACGAGAAGACAAUCACUUAAGCUCAUGAUGAAUAUGCUCAGGGAAAAAAGCCGUAGUAUUCAAUUUGAAGCUUUCCAUGUUUUUAAGGUUUGUGUUUUCUUUUUUCCGAAAAACGAAAAUUGGAAAAAUCGAAUGGGGAGAAGUUCUCUUGAUCCUCCAACGGUGCUGUGCAGCAGGUUUUGUGUGCUGGAAUAGUU
Gongylonema pulchrum is the source of this 686-nucleotide messenger RNA. Lineage: Eukaryota; Metazoa; Nematoda; Chromadorea; Rhabditida; Gongylonematidae. The record is from the annotation of a GenBank genome assembly.